CUUCUUUCUCGAGCAAACCCCUCAUUAGAUGACAUCAGCUGAGUCACUAUGUCCUCUAAGAAUUUCACCGUCCUCAUUGCCGGCGGGAGCAUUGCCGGCUUGACGCUAGCUAAUAUGCUUGAGCUGGUAGGGAUCGACUACAUCAUCUUGGAAGCCUACCCGGAAAUAGCUCCUCAAGUCGGCGCUAGUAUUGGCCUCGUGCCUAACGGCUGCCGUGUUCUUGACCAGAUCGGGGUCUACGACAAAAUCAGGGAUCUAAUUAAAGAACCCCUAUUCCAAAUAUCUCUCCGCAAUUCUGACGGCAAUGCAACGAGUCAGUACGAUGGCAUUGGAGAUCAGUUCAGAAACCGAUACGGAUACGACGUCAUUGUUGUAGAUCGUCAAAUGGUUCUUCAGGCGUUGUGGAAUAAUCUGAAGAAAAAGGACAAGGUCCUCAUUAACAAGCGGGUCACUCAGGUUCAUCUUGAACCAUCUGGAGUCAAAGUGGAGACGAGUGACGGCGAAUCUUUCUCAGGCGACAUCUUGGUUGGCGCAGACGGAACUCACAGCCAAGUACGGAGCGAGAUGUGGCGACUAGCAGAUGAUAUGGAGCCUGGCUACAUUCCCGCUUCAGAACAUACAGAAUGUCUGCCAACGAUCUACAAGUGCAUCUUUGGCAUAUCCGUGAUGGAGGCCUGGCAGGCCUCUGCCGUCCAGACUAACUUGAACAAACACUUCUCGUACUUGAUAAUAGCUGGCCCGAAGCACCGAGUUUACUGGUUCCUCUUUGUCAACAUGGGCAAGACACACUACGGCCCAGAACUUCCGCGCUUCACCAAAGAAGACGAAGAGGCGCUGGUUAAUGAGCACCGAGGCGACAAGAUUACUGAGAGUUACACAUUCGGAGACCUGUACUCGGCUAAAAUUUCCUCUGUUCUGACUCCACUACCCGAGUAUGUAUUCAAGAAGUGGCACUUCAACCGCAUCAUGACUAUUGGAGAUGCGGCACACAAGCUUGAACCCAUCGCUGGGCAGGGAGGCAACAGCGCCAUCGAAACCGCCGCAGUGCUCGUGACCAACCUGACACGCAUGCUAAAUGCGCAUCCAUCUGGCGUCACACUUGCUGAUAUUGACGGCGUCUUUGCCUUGACGCAGAAGACGCGCGAGCCUCGCGUUUUGCAGCUUGUCGGGGCCUCUCACUUGGAGCAACGGAUUUCCGCCCUGGAGAGUCCAGUGUUGGAGUUUGUUGGCCGGUACCUUCUCCCCAUGACAUCCAUCGAAGAGAAGCAAGACCCGUGGAGUACGAACUUCGAGGGCGCCCAUAAACUUGACAUCUUGGACGUGCCAAAGCGAUUGCACUUUAAUCCGUUCGUUGAUGAGCUCCCCAUCCCUCCCCUGCCUCCGUCUAUGCUGCCCAAGCUGGCGAUGGGAGUUGUUCUUUGCGGCCUCCUUUACAUUGCGAAACACGCCCUCGUCAUUUCGCCAGACCCGGGACCUAGUACCUUCCUAUCUCACGAGUUGAAAAAGACAUUCACUGGGGUUACUCAAGUUGACGCGAUGCUCUCGUUUCUCGUUUGGGCCUUUUCCGAGGCUACUUCUGGUUCUAACCUCAACAAGAGAGUUCAAGCCCUCUACUUCCUGGUCAAUCUCAUCCCUAUCAUCUACAUCUGGACAGUGGAGGGUUACCGUAACGGCAACAGACGGUCUCCUCUCGUGUCGUGGCCCUCGGCAUUUACUGUCUACCAGCUCGUCGGCAUCGGAAAAGUCGCACCCGUGUAUUUCGCCAUAAGCCUGUUCACGACCAGUAGGGCAGUUUAUACGCGUCCUACAGGCCGACCGAUUCCCUCCUCGGUUGCACAUGCAUUGCUUCCCGCUCUGUGCCUGGGAUACGUCCUUCCCACUGCCCUCAUGUUCAUUCAGUACGAAGACAGCGUCGUUCAGCAAAACGCCAUUGCAUUCUGGCAGCCUUCUCCUGUGUAUGUCUCUGUGCUGACGUGGACAUUUUCUCGAUUUUUCCAGCACUUCUCUCCCGCCAAGUCUCUAGACUGGGAGAUGUAUGAGAAAAGGGACCUUGCCCCUCUGGAAGCUGGCUACGCGCUGUCCUUUUUCGCGACGGCCAUCACGCACAUCUGCACCAUGGUGUAUGUCCGCUACAGCCCAUCCGUGUCCAUAUCCCAGGCCUUCUUCAAUCUUCCUACAGUUGCAUCUAUGGGAAUCAACAACGACAUCGACGGUUUUUGGAAGUACGACUUGCUUCUGUGUUUCGGGACUGUGGCGAUGUGGUGUCUGUACAGCGUAUACGAGCUGCGACGACUGGGAUAUGUCACAACGCAAAAAGCUAUCAGUGCUGGCAUGGCAAUCUUUGCGGGUGAGAUACUUGUAGGACCGGGUGCAACGUAUGCAGGAUUGUGGGCUUGGAGGGAGAAGGUUAUUGCGGGAUUAGUGAAAGGGCAGUAAUCAAGAAUGAUACGUGUCAAAACGGAGAUAUCUUGAAACAUAAGGUAGUUAUUUUACUAAAUUACCAUCCAGCAGUUAGCUUAUCGAGACCUUACGAGAGUUAACUUUGCGAAAAUGUAAAAAG
Messenger RNA from Ilyonectria robusta, 2560 nucleotides. RefSeq names its product FAD binding domain-containing protein. NCBI's taxonomy places the organism in Eukaryota, Fungi, Ascomycota, Sordariomycetes, Hypocreales, Nectriaceae. The transcript has 4 exons. Bases 49 to 2436 code for a protein of 795 amino acids. Gene Ontology annotation, molecular function: FAD binding. The record is from RefSeq and is a predicted model, not a curated record.